Molecule: messenger RNA, 884 nt
Organism: Photinus pyralis (common eastern firefly)
Lineage: Eukaryota; Metazoa; Arthropoda; Insecta; Coleoptera; Lampyridae
Product: 1-phosphatidylinositol 3-phosphate 5-kinase-like
Exons: 3
Biological process (GO): phosphatidylinositol phosphate biosynthetic process
Cellular component (GO): endosome membrane
Molecular function (GO): 1-phosphatidylinositol-3-phosphate 5-kinase activity
Source: RefSeq, a predicted model, not a curated record
UCACUUGUAGAUGACCGCUUCGUACUCAAGGAGUUGCCCAAGUCCGAAAUACAACUCUUUCUCGAUUCUGCCCACAACUACUUCGACUACCUGCAGCGGUGUUUCGACUCGCGCCAGCCGACGCUGCUAGGUAAAAUUGUGGGCAUCUAUCAAAUUAUCUACAGGAACGUUACGACGAACGCAACUUUGCGCACCAACCUGCUCGUCAUGGAGAAUUUAUUUUACAAUCGGAAGGUGACGCAUAAGUUCGACUUGAAAGGUUCGAUGCGAAAUCGAUUGGUCAAUCCCGAUAAUCAGGAGGGAGAAAUCGUUCUUCUGGACGAAAACUUACUAAAAAUGUCGUGCGAGACUCCCCUGUAUAUUUUGCCGCAUUCCAAAGUAGUUUUAACCGCCGCGAUUCAUAAUGACACAGAAUUCUUAUCGGAGCAAUCCGUGAUGGAUUACUCCUUACUGGUGGGCUUAGAUUCCGACAAUAAAGAGCUUGUGCUUGGAAUAAUAGAUUAUAUUCGUACAUUCACAUGGGACAAAAAGUUGGAGACGAUGGUGAAGAAGUCGGGGCUUUUGGGAGGUCAAGGGAAGUUGCCGACUAUCAUUUCACCAAAGGAGUAUAGGAAACGGUUCAUUGAUGCGAUGCAUAGGUAUUUUUUAAUGGUGCCCGAUCACUGGGCUGGUUUGGGAAGAGGGCUCGAAUGUUAAUUUUUAGCUUUAGAUCAAUUUUUUAAAUGACAAAUUUUUACAGCGCAUGUACGUACUAGUUCCAAAGAAUACUUAGGUUUAUUGUAAAGAAAUUUAACUUAUCCUACUUUGUCAAAUGCUAAAAGUAGCAUGUUAGGUUUUGUAAGUGUAACAAAUGUUGAUAUAUAGUAAAGUGAAUGCAUUGAGAA